AGAGCGGUCGUGCCCUCGCUGGCACAGUGUGUUCCUUUCCUUGCCUGCAGCGUGCUAAGAAUGUGUGUCAGCGUGCAUCUCUGGGAGGUUCUACUCCAUGUGUUUCUAAUGUCAAAUCCGCCAGGAAAAGCGGAAAGCCCUUGUGCUGAGCCCCCAGUAACAGCUCUCCUGUCUCUCUUUGAUUUGCAGAACAAUCAAGUUCUUGGGAUUGGAAGUGGUUCCACGAUAGUCCACGCGGUGCAUCGAUUAGCCGAGCGGGUUAAAGAGGAGAACCUGACAAUUGUCUGCAUCCCUACGUCUUUCCAGGCCCGUCAGCUGAUCCUGCAGAAUGGCUUAACACUAAGUGACUUGGACCGACAUCCAGAGCUCGACGUUGCCAUCGAUGGAGCAGAUGAAGUGGACUCUGACCUCAACCUUAUCAAAGGUGGCGGUGGCUGCUUGACACAAGAGAAGAUAGUUGCAGGAUAUGCAAAAUGCUUCAUUGUUAUUGCUGAUUACAGGAAAAAAUCAGAGAGCCUCGGGGAGCAGUGGAAGAAGGGAAUUCCUAUUGAAGUCAUCCCCAUGGCUUACGUCCCUGUCACCAGAGCCCUGACCAAAAACUUCGGAGGUGCUGCGGAGCUGCGGAUGGCUGUUAGCAAAGCAGGUCCUGUGGUUACAGACAACGGGAACUUCAUCCUGGACUGGAAGUUUGACAAGGUUCACGAAUGGGGUGAAGUGAACACUGCCAUAAAAAUGAUACCAGGCGUGGUGGAGACGGGACUCUUCAUCGACAUGGCAGAGGUGGUGUACUUCGGCAUGGAGGACGGCUCGGUCAGCGUGCGGGAGAAGCAGCCCCGCUGAGGGCCCUCUCCAGCCACUUUGAUUCCCCUGCUGUAACGGUGCCAACUUGACGUCUUGCCUUAAAUGAGCAGCGGUUGUUGCAGAGGACGGAUGAUGGGAAGUUGGGCAGAAUCCGCUGACGUGAUGCUGAAUGUCUUC
This is a messenger RNA of Nestor notabilis (Kea), 978 nucleotides long. It is a transcript of the gene RPIA, whose product is annotated as ribose 5-phosphate isomerase A. The record is from RefSeq and is a predicted model, not a curated record. Gene Ontology annotation, biological process: D-ribose metabolic process; pentose-phosphate shunt, non-oxidative branch. Gene Ontology annotation, cellular component: intracellular membrane-bounded organelle. Lineage: Eukaryota; Metazoa; Chordata; Aves; Psittaciformes; Psittacidae. Gene Ontology annotation, molecular function: ribose-5-phosphate isomerase activity.